This is a messenger RNA of Procambarus clarkii (red swamp crayfish), 2154 nucleotides long. Lineage: Eukaryota; Metazoa; Arthropoda; Malacostraca; Decapoda; Cambaridae. The record is from RefSeq and is a predicted model, not a curated record.
AUGGUAAUUAUUACGGAGCACUUCGUCAUCCAGCAUGAAGAACCUCAUGGAGAUGAACCUCAUGGAGAAGAACCUCAUGGAGAUGAACCUCAUGGAGAAGAACCUCAUGGAGAAGAACCUCAUGGAGAAGAACCUCAUGAAGAACAACCACAUGAAGAAGAACCUCAUGAAGAACAACCACAUGAAGAAGAACCUCAUGAAGAACAACCACAUGAAGAAGAACCUCAUGAAGAACAACCACAUGAAGAAGAACCUCAUGAAGAACAACCACAUGAAGAAGAACCUCAUGAAGAACAACCACAUGAAGAAGAACCUCAUGAAGAACAACCACAUGAAGAAGAACCUCAUGAAGAACAACCACAUGAAGAAGAACCUCAUGAAGAAGAACCUCAUGAAGAAGAACCUCAUGAAGAAGAACCACAUGGAGAAGAACCUCAUGAAGAACAACCUCAUGAAGAACAACCACAUGAAGAAGAACCUCAUGAAGAACAACCACAUGAAGAAGAACCUCAUGAAGAAGAACCACAUGAAGAAGAACCUCAUGAAGAAGAACCUCAUGAAGAAGAACCUCAUGAAGAACAACCACAUGAAGAAGAACCUCAUGAAGAAGAACCUCAUGAAGAAGAACCUCAUGAAGAAGAACCACAUGAAGAAGAACCUCAUGAAGAAGAACCUCAUGAAGAAGAACCUCAUGAAGAAGAACCACAUGAAGAAGAACCUCAUGAAGAAGAACCACAUGAAGAAGAACCUCAUGAAGAAGAACCUCAUGAAGAAGAACCUCAUGAAGAAGAACCUCAUGAAGAACAACCACAUGAAGAAGAACCUCAUGAAGAAGAACCACAUGAAGAAGAACCUCAUGAAGAAGAACCACAUGAAGAAGAACCUCAUGAAGAAGAACCUCAUGAAGAAGAACCUCAUGAAGAAGAACCUCAUGAAGAACAACCACAUGAAGAAGAACCUCAUGAAGAACAACCACAUGAAGAACAACCACAUGAAGAACAACCUCAUGAAGAAGAACCUCAUGAAGAAGAACCACAUGAGAAGAACCUCAUGAAGAACAACCACAUGAAGAACAACCACAUGAAGAAGAACCUCAUGAAGAAGAACCACAUGAAGAAGAACCUCAUGAAGAACAACCACAUGAAGAAGAACCUCAUGAAGAAGAACCACAUGAAGAAGAACCUCAUGAAGAAGAACCUCAUGAAGAAGAACCUCAUGAAGAACAACCACAUGAAGAAGAACCUCAUGAAGAAGAACCUCAUGAAGAAGAACCUCAUGAAGAAGAACCACAUGAAGAAGAACCUCAUGAAGAAGAACCUCAUGAAGAAGAACCUCAUGAAGAAGAACCACAUGAAGAAGAACCUCAUGAAGAACAACCACAUGAAGAAGAACCUCAUGAAGAAGAACCACAUGAAGAAGAACCUCAUGAAGAAGAACCUCAUGAAGAAGAACCUCAUGAAGAACAACCUCAUGAAGAAGAACCUCAUGAAGAAGAACCUCAUGAAGAAGAACCUCAUGAAGAAGAACCACAAGAAGAACCUCAUGAAGAAGAACCUCAUGAAGAAGAACCUCAUGAAGAAGAACCUCAUGAAGAAGAACCUCAUAGAAGGAGAAGAACCUCAUGAAGAAGAACCUCAUGAAGAAGAACCUCAUGAAGAAGAACCUCAUGGAGAAGAACCUCAUGGAGAUGAACCUCAUGGAGAAGAACCUCAUGGAGAAGAACCUCAUGGAGAAGAACCUCAUGGAGAAGAACCUCAUGGAGAAGAACCUCAUGGAGAAGAACCUCAUGGAGAAGAACCUCAUGGAGAUGAACCUCAUGGAGAAGAACCUCAUGGAGAAGAACCUCAUGGAGAAGAACCUCAUGGAGAAGAACCUCAUGGAGAAGAACCUCAUGGAGAAGAACCUCAUGGAGAAGAACCUCAUGGAGAAGAACCUCAUGGAGAUGAACCUCAUGGAGAUGAACCUCAUGGAGAUGAACCUCAUGGAGAUGAACCUCAUGAACAAGAGCCUCAUGAACAAGAGCCUCAUGAAGAACCUCAUGAAGAAGAACUUCAGGAAGAAGAACCUCAUGAAGAAGAACUUCAGGAAGAAGAACCUCAUGAAGAAGAACCUCAUGAUGAAGAACCUCAUGAAGAACUUCAGGAAACCUCAUGA